CCUGGGCGGCGAGCGAAGAAGCCGGACAAAGUGAGGGGGAGAAGGCCGGCUGGCCCGGGGUGCCCGGGGACCCCGGGAAGUGGGGUGCUCGCCGGGGGGCUGCCCUGGAGCCAGCGCCCCGCGGGCAGCAUGGGAGCGGGGCUGAACUGGCCCUGCUGGGGGCUCAGCCUGCGCCCUAGGGCUCCCCCGAUGCGCCCCCGCCGGUGCCCCCCGGCUGCGUGAGGACCCCUCCUCCGAGGGGCGCCCUUGCCCCUCUCCGAACCCCUGGGCCCCGGCUGGCCGAGGAUGGACGAGGAGGAGGAUGGCGCGGGCGCCGAGGAGUCGGGACAGCCCCGGAGCGCCCUUCGGCUCAACGACCUGUCCGGGGCCGGGGUCCGGCCGGGGCCGGGGUCGGCGGAGAAGGACCCGGGCAGCGCGGACUCCGAGGCCGAGGGGCUGCCGUACCCGGCGCUGGCCCCCGUGGUUUUCUUCUACUUGAGCCAGGACAGCCGCCCGCGGAGCUGGUGCCUCCGCACGGUCUGUAACCCCUGGUUCGAGCGGAUCAGCAUGCUGGUCAUCCUUCUCAACUGCGUGACCCUGGGCAUGUUCCGGCCAUGCGAGGACAUCGCCUGCGACUCCCAGCGCUGCCGGAUCCUGCAGGCCUUUGAUGACUUCAUCUUUGCCUUCUUCGCCGUGGAAAUGGUGGUGAAGAUGGUGGCCUUGGGGAUCUUCGGGAAGAAGUGUUACCUGGGAGACACUUGGAACCGGCUCGACUUUUUCAUUGUCAUCGCUGGGAUGCUGGAGUACUCGCUGGACCUGCAGAACGUCAGCUUCUCAGCUGUCAGGACAGUCCGUGUGCUGCGCCCGCUCAGGGCCAUUAACCGGGUGCCCAGCAUGCGCAUCCUUGUCACGCUGCUGCUGGACACCUUGCCCAUGCUGGGCAACGUCCUGCUGCUCUGCUUCUUCGUCUUCUUCAUCUUCGGCAUCGUCGGCGUCCAGCUGUGGGCAGGGCUGCUUCGCAACCGCUGCUUCCUGCCCGAAAAUUUCAGCCUGCCCCUGAGCGUGGACCUGGAGCCGUACUACCAGACGGAGAACGAGGACGAGAGCCCGUUCAUCUGCUCGCAGCCGCGCGAGAACGGCAUGCGCUCCUGCAGGAGCGUGCCCACGCUGCGCGGGGAGGGCGGCGGCGGCCCGCCCUGCGGCCUGGAUUACGAGGCUUACAACAGCUCCAGCAAUACCACCUGCGUCAACUGGAACCAGUACUACACCAACUGCUCGGCGGGCGAGCACAACCCCUUCAAGGGCGCCAUCAACUUUGACAACAUCGGCUAUGCCUGGAUCGCCAUCUUCCAGGUCAUCACGCUGGAGGGCUGGGUGGACAUCAUGUACUUUGUGAUGGACGCGCAUUCCUUCUACAACUUCAUCUACUUCAUCCUCCUCAUCAUUGUGGGCUCCUUCUUCAUGAUCAACCUGUGCCUGGUGGUGAUUGCCACGCAGUUCUCGGAGACCAAGCAGCGGGAGAGCCAGCUGAUGCGGGAGCAGCGCGUGCAGUUCCUGUCCAAUGCCAGCACCCUGGCCAGCUUCUCUGAGCCGGGCAGCUGCUACGAGGAGCUGCUCAAGUACCUGGUGUACAUCCUCCGCAAGGCAGCCCGCAGGCUGGCCCGGCUCUCUCGGGCCGCAGGCGUGCGGGCCGGGCUCCUGAGCAGCCCAGUGGCCCUCGGGGGUCAGGAGCCUCAGCCCAGCAGCAGCUGCUCCCGAGCACGCCGUCGGCUGUCCGUGCACCACUUGGUGCACCACCACCACCACCACCACCACCACUACCACCUGGGCAACGGGACGCUCAGGGCCCCCCGGGCCAGCCCAGAGAUCCAGGACAAGGGUGCCAACGGGUCCCGCCGGCUUAUGCUGCCACCACCCUCGACGCCCACCCUCGCCAGGCCCCCCCCUGGGGGUGCAGAGUCCGUGCAUAGCUUCUACCAUGCUGACUGCCACUUGGAGCCGGUCCGCUGCCAGGCACCCCCUCCCAGGUCCCCCUCCGAGGCCUCUGGCAGGACUGUGGGGAGCGGGAAGGUGUACCCCACUGUGCACACCAGCCCGCCACCAGAGAUGCUGAAGGAGAAGGCGCUUGUAGAGGUGGUCCCCAGCUCCGGGCCCCCUACCCUCACCAGCCUCAACAUCCCACCUGGGCCCUACAGCUCCAUGCACAAGCUGCUAGAGACACAGAGUACAGGCACCUGCCACAGCUCCUGCAAGUUCUCCAGCCCUUGCUCAAAGGCAGACAGUGCGGCCUGCGCUCCUGACAGCUGCCCCUACUGCGCCCGGACGGCGUCAGGAGAGCCGGAGCCCGGCGACCCGGAGAUGCCAGACUCCGACAGCGAGGCCGUGUAUGAGUUCACACAGGACGCCCAGCACAGCGACCUCCGAGACCCCCACAGCCGGCGGCGACGGAGCGCAGGCCUGGACGCAGAGCCCAGCCCCGUGCUGGCCUUCUGGAGGCUGAUCUGUGACACCUUUCGCAAGAUUGUGGACAGCAAGUACUUCGGCCGGGGGAUCAUGAUCGCUAUCCUGGUCAACACCCUCAGCAUGGGCAUCGAGUACCACGAGCAGCCCGAGGAGCUCACCAACGCCCUGGAAAUCAGCAACAUCGUCUUCACCAGCCUCUUUGCCCUGGAGAUGCUGCUGAAGCUGCUCGUGUAUGGCCCCUUUGGUUACAUCAAGAAUCCCUACAACAUCUUCGAUGGCGUCAUCGUUGUCAUCAGCGUGUGGGAGAUCGUGGGCCAGCAGGGGGGCGGCCUGUCGGUGCUGCGGACCUUCCGCCUGAUGCGGGUGCUGAAGCUGGUGCGCUUCCUGCCGGCGCUGCAGCGGCAGCUCGUGGUGCUCAUGAAGACCAUGGACAACGUGGCCACCUUCUGCAUGCUGCUCAUGCUCUUCAUCUUCAUCUUCAGCAUCCUGGGUAUGCAUCUGUUCGGCUGCAAGUUUGCAUCUGAGCGGGACGGGGACACGCUGCCAGACCGGAAGAAUUUUGACUCCCUGCUCUGGGCCAUCGUCACCGUCUUUCAGAUCCUGACCCAGGAGGACUGGAAUAAAGUCCUGUACAACGGCAUGGCCUCCACGUCGUCCUGGGCCGCCCUUUACUUCAUCGCCCUCAUGACCUUCGGCAACUAUGUGCUCUUUAAUCUGCUUGUCGCCAUUCUGGUGGAGGGCUUCCAGGCAGAGGAAAUCAGCAAACGGGAAGAUGCGAGUGGACAGUUAAGCUGUAUUCAGCUGCCUGUCGACUCCCAGGGGGGAGAUGCCACCAAGUCCGAGUCCGAACCCGAUUUCUUCUCGCCCAGCGUGGAGGGCGAUGGGGACAGGAAGAAGCAGUUGGCCUUGGUGUCCCUGGGACAGCACCCAGAGCUGCGGAAGGGCCUGUUGCCACCACUCAUCAUCCACACGGCCGCCACGCCCAUGUCCCUGCCCAAGAGCUCCAGCACAGGCCUGGGGGAGGCGCUGGGCUCUGGGUCCUGCCGUACCAGCAGCAGCGGGUCUGCCGAGCCUGGGGCCGCCCACGACAUGAAGUCGCCGCCCAGCGCCCGCAGCUCCCCACACAGCCCCUGGAGUGCAGCCAGCAGCUGGACCAGCAGGCGCUCAAGCCGAAACAGCCUGGGCCGAGCCCCCAGCCUGAAGCGAAGGAGCCCUAGCGGGGAGCGGAGGUCUCUGCUGUCUGGUGAGGGCCGGGAAAGCCAGGAUGAGGAUGAGAGCUCAGAGGAGGAGCGGGCCAGCCCUGCAGGCAGUGACCGUCAUGCAAGGGGCUCCCUGGAGCGGGAGGCCAAGAGCUCCUUCGACCUACCAGACACGCUGCAGGUGCCCGGGCUGCACCGCACAGCCAGCAGCCGGAGCUCUGCCUCUGAGCACCAGGACUGCAAUGGCAAGUCGGCUUCCGGGCGCCUGGCCCGUGCCCUGCGGCCUGAUGACCCCCCGCUGGACGGCGAUGAUGGCGAUGAUGAGGGCAACCUGAGCAAAGGGGAACGAAUCCGGGCCUGGAUCCGCGCCCGGCUGCCUGCCUGCUGCCGCGAGCGGGACUCCUGGUCGGCCUACAUCUUCCCUCCACAGUCCAGGUUCCGCCUUCUGUGUCACCGGAUCAUCACCCACAAGAUGUUCGACCACGUGGUCCUCGUCAUCAUCUUCCUCAACUGUAUCACCAUUGCCAUGGAGCGCCCCAAAAUUGACCCCCACAGUGCUGAACGCAUCUUCCUGACCCUGUCCAAUUACAUCUUCACCGCCGUCUUUCUGGCUGAAAUGACAGUGAAGGUGGUGGCGCUGGGCUGGUGCUUCGGGGAGCAGGCGUACCUGCGCAGCAGCUGGAAUGUGCUCGACGGGCUGCUGGUGCUCAUCUCUGUCAUCGACAUCCUGGUGUCCAUGGUCUCCGACAGCGGCACCAAGAUCCUGGGCAUGCUGAGGGUGCUGCGGCUGCUGCGGACCCUGCGCCCGCUCAGGGUAAUCAGCCGGGCCCAGGGGCUGAAGCUGGUGGUGGAGACGCUGAUGUCCUCCCUGAAGCCCAUCGGCAACAUUGUGGUCAUCUGUUGUGCCUUCUUCAUCAUUUUCGGCAUCCUGGGGGUGCAGCUCUUCAAAGGGAAGUUCUUUGUGUGCCAGGGCGAGGACACCAGGAACAUCACCAACAAGUCCGACUGUGCUGAGGCCAGUUACCGGUGGGUCCGGCACAAGUACAACUUUGACAACCUCGGCCAGGCCCUGAUGUCCCUGUUCGUGCUUGCCUCCAAGGACGGUUGGGUGGACAUCAUGUACGACGGGUUGGAUGCUGUGGGCGUGGACCAGCAGCCCAUCAUGAACCACAACCCCUGGAUGCUGCUCUACUUCAUCUCGUUCCUGCUCAUCGUGGCCUUCUUCGUCCUGAACAUGUUCGUGGGCGUGGUGGUCGAGAACUUCCACAAGUGCCGGCAGCACCAGGAGGAGGAGGAGGCGCGGCGGCGCGAGGAGAAACGACUUCGGAGGCUGGAGAAAAAGAGAAGGAGUAAGGAGAAGCAGAUGGCCGAUCUAAUGCUGGACGAUGUAAUUGCUUCCGGCAGCUCAGCCAGCGCUGCGUCAGAAGCCCAGAGCAAACCCUACUACUCCGACUACUCCCGCUUUCGGCUUCUCGUCCACCACCUGUGUACCAGCCACUACCUGGACCUCUUCAUCACAGGUGUCAUCGGGCUGAAUGUGGUCACCAUGGCUAUGGAACAUUACCAGCAGCCCCAGAUCCUGGACGAGGCUCUGAAGAUCUGCAACUACAUCUUCACGGUCAUCUUCGUCUUGGAGUCAGUUUUCAAACUGGUGGCCUUUGGCUUCCGCAGGUUCUUCCAGGACAGGUGGAACCAGCUGGACCUGGCCAUCGUGCUGCUGUCCAUCAUGGGCAUCACGCUGGAGGAGAUUGAGGUCAACGCCUCGCUGCCCAUCAACCCCACCAUCAUCCGCAUCAUGAGGGUGCUGCGCAUUGCCCGAGUGCUGAAGCUGUUGAAGAUGGCCGUGGGCAUGCGGGCGCUGCUUGACACGGUGAUGCAGGCCCUGCCCCAGGUGGGGAACCUGGGACUUCUCUUUGUGCUGUUGUUUUUCAUCUUUGCAGCUCUGGGUGUGGAGCUCUUCGGAGACCUGGAGUGUGACGAGACACACCCCUGCGAGGGCCUGGGGCGGCAUGCCACCUUCCGGAACUUUGGCAUGGCCUUCCUGACCCUCUUCCGCGUCUCCACGGGUGACAACUGGAAUGGCAUCAUGAAGGACACCCUCCGGGACUGUGACCAGGAGUCCACCUGCUACAACACCGUCAUCUCGCCCAUCUACUUCGUGUCCUUCGUGCUCACAGCCCAGUUCGUGCUGGUCAACGUGGUGAUCGCCGUGCUCAUGAAGCACCUGGAAGAAAGCAACAAGGAGGCCAAGGAAGAGGCCGAGCUGGAGGCUGAGCUGGAGCUGGAGAUGAAGACCCUCAGCCCGCAGCCCCAUUCGCCACUUGGGAGUCCCUUCUUCUGGCCUGGGGUCCAGGGUCCCGACAGCCCCAAGUCCAGGGCCCCAUACAAGGCAGCCCACUCCCUCGAGCACCCCACGGACGGACAGCUGUUUGACACCAUCUCCCUGCUGAUCCAGGGCUCCCUGGACGGGGAGCUGAAGCUGAUGGACGAGCUGGCGGGCCCAGGGGGCCAGCCUUCGGCCUUCCCCUCCGCCCCCAGCCCGGGCGGCUCCGACCCACAGAUCCCUCUAGCUGAGAUGGAGGCGCUGUCUCUGACGUCAGAGAUUGUGUCUGAACCGUCCUGCUCUCUAGCUCUGACGGAUGACUCUUUGCCUGAUGACUCUCACACACUCUUACUUAGUGCCCCGGAGAGCGGUGUACAUGCAUACGCCCCUCAUGCCCCCCUGGCCAGCCGGGCCGGGCUGGCUGCAAGGCUCCAGAUGGAGCCCCACCCUGAAGAGGCGCCCGGUGCCCAGGGGCCAGACUUGCUGACCGUGCGGAAGUCUGGGGUCAGCCGGACGCACUCUCUGCCCAACGACAGCUACAUGUGCCGGGAUGGGAGCACGGCUGAGGCGUCCCUAGGACACAGAGGCUGGGGGCUCCCCAAAGCCCAGUCAGGCUCCAUCCUGUCCGUGCACUCUCAGCCUACAGACACCAGCUACAUCCCACAGCUUCCCAAAGACGCACCCCACAUGCUCCAGCCCCGCAGCGCCCCCACCUGGGGCGCCAUCCCUAAGCUGCCCCCACCUGGCCGCUCCCCUUUGGCUCAGAGGCCCCUCAGGCGCCAGGCAGCAAUACGGACCGAUUCCUUGGAUGUGCAGGGCCUGGGCAGCCGGGAAGACCUGCUGUGCGAGGUAAGCGGGCCCUCGCCGCCUCUGGCCCGCUCCUCCUCUUUCUGGGGCCGCUCGAGCGUCCAGGUGCAGCACCACUUCCGCAGCCUGAGCAAGGUCUCCAAACACAUCCCUCCGCCAGCCCCUUGCCUAGGCCUAGAGCCCCACCAGGGCAAGGGCCCUCCAGAGACCAGAAGCAGCCUAGAGCUGGACACGGAGCUGAGCUGGGUUUCAGGAGACCUCCUGGCCGUCGGCAGCCAGGAGGAGCCCGCUUCCCCACGCGACCUGAAGAAGUGCUACAGCGUAGAGGCCCAGAGCUGCCGGCGCCGGCCUGCGUCCUGGCUGGAUGAGCAGAGGAGACACUCUAUCGCCGUCAGCUGCCUGGACAGCGGCUCCCAGCCCCGCCUGGGACCAGACCCCGCCAGCCUUGGGGGCCAGCCUCUCGGGGGGCCAGGGAGCCGGCCCAAGAAAAAACUCAGCCCGCCCAGUAUCUCCAUAGACCCCCCGGAGAGUCAAGGCCCUCGGCCCCCUCCCAGCCCUGGCGUCUGCCUCCGGAGGAGGGCGCCAUCCAGCGACUCCAAGGAUCCCUCGGCCUCCGGUCCUCCCGACAGCAUGGCUGCCUCACCCUCCCCAAAGAAAGACGUGCUGAGCCUCUCGGGUUUGUCCUCUGACCCGGCAGACUUGGACCCCUGAGUCCCGCCCUUGUCCCACUCACCUUUCUCCACUGGGUGCAAUUCCUAGCCCUCCUCCUGGGCCGUAUUCCUGAAAAAGUCCCACGUAGACACCAAGGAAGGAGCCCUCCCCGCCUCCGCGCCCUAGGUACCUGCAGACGGGACCUCCGGAGGAUCCAAAGCCGCAGCCCCGGGAACUCGGGCUCCAGGCAGAGAGAGACAGAGAGAGACAGACAGAGAACGGCCCAGUGGUGGCUGAGUUCCCAACACCAGGAGCUGUUGGGGGAAAGCAAUACGUUUGUGCAGAAUCUCUAUGUAUAUUCUAUUUUAUUAAAUUAAUUGAAUCUAGUA
This is a messenger RNA of Chinchilla lanigera (long-tailed chinchilla), 7811 nucleotides long. RefSeq names its product calcium channel, voltage-dependent, T type, alpha 1G subunit (gene Cacna1g). Bases 286 to 7482 code for a protein of 2398 amino acids. Lineage: Eukaryota; Metazoa; Chordata; Mammalia; Rodentia; Chinchillidae. The record is from RefSeq and is a predicted model, not a curated record. Gene Ontology annotation, cellular component: voltage-gated calcium channel complex; neuron projection; plasma membrane. Gene Ontology annotation, biological process: membrane depolarization during action potential; positive regulation of calcium ion-dependent exocytosis; neuronal action potential. Gene Ontology annotation, molecular function: low voltage-gated calcium channel activity; voltage-gated sodium channel activity. The transcript is spliced from 39 exons.